Drosophila innubila is the source of this 1827-nucleotide messenger RNA. Its product is annotated as major royal jelly protein 1. Bases 151 to 1752 code for a protein of 533 amino acids. Gene Ontology annotation, cellular component: extracellular region. The transcript has 4 exons. Lineage: Eukaryota; Metazoa; Arthropoda; Insecta; Diptera; Drosophilidae. The record is from RefSeq and is a predicted model, not a curated record.
GUGAUACGAGCGCAGUCGGAAAGCGGCAACCGCAACGAUUGGACGUGUCGCGAUCAGCAACAAACAAAAACGAAUAUCCAAAGUGAAUAAUUCAACGAAUAGCAGUACGAAUACGUAUAGCAAUAUUUGAAUUCAAGCAGGCUACAAAUCAUGCCACAUAUUCUUGCCACAAUUUUUGGACUGCUUCUAUGCAGUCAGCUUCCUGCUGGAAGUCAGGCUCAGUCAGCUGGUCUGCAGGUGCAGAAGCACUGGAAGCUCCUGUCCUACAAUUUUCCAUCCGCUUCCCGGACCAGUGACAUGAACUUUUACAAUCCGCAGAAUGUGUUAAUCACGGGAAUUGCUGUGUCAAAUGAUCGCAUCUUUAUAGCGACUCCGAAAUUGUUUUCGGGAGUUUCCUCGACUGUCAGUUGGGUGCCCAAGGGUCCCAUGGGGGAUUCCCCCGUGCUGCAGGCCUAUCCGGAUUGGUCGUUCUCCAACACUGCUCGAACCAACUAUAACUGCAGCGAUCUGGUUCUCACUUCCGUUUAUCGAUUGCGCAUCGAUUCCUGCAAUCGAUUGUGGCUACUCGAUGCGGGCGUCUCUCGUUCCCUGGAGGAUUAUGAGAUCACCUGUCCACCCAAAAUACUUGUGGUGGAUCUCAAUACGGAUCGUGUGGUGCGUCGCAUUGACUUUCCACGCGAGGUGCUGCGGGGGGAAACGCUCUUCACCAAUCUGGUUAUCGAUGAAACCACGGCCAAGAGCUGUGACGAUGUCUUUGUUUAUAUCACGGAUACAGUGGAGCCUGGCAUUAUUGUCUACGACAGCAGCAAGGAUGUCACCUGGCGACUCUCUCAUCCAGCCAUGUACCCUGACCCGGACUUUGCCCAGUCCGAGAUUCACAACGAUCAAUUUGUGCUGAUGGAUGGCGUUGUAGGAUUGACCUUUGAUGAACGCAGUGGGGUAGUUUACUUCCAACCAUUGGCCACAGAUCGUGUCUUCUCGGUGCACAAGAAUGUGUUGAGGGCAGGUCCAUUGGCCAGGGGACAGAUGCUGGAUGUUAAGCUGGUGGGCAAGAAGUCAUCCCAGGGCAUUGGAUUGGCGGUAUCUCCAUUCGAUGGCAGCCUGAUCUUCAGUCCGCUCAGCGAGACGGCGAUUGCCUCCUGGAAUCCCACAAACAAUCAGCAAUCUGUGCUGGCCCAGGAUCGGGAUAGACUGCAGUUUGUGGCGGAUAUAACCUUGACGAAAUCGGAGCCGGGUGUUAUCUAUGCCAUUGCCUCCAAGUUCCAUCGAUUCUUCUUGAAGAAUCUCAAUCCCAAUGAGUUCAACAAUCGCAUUGUGCGUCUGGAACUGCCCCAAACCCGUUCCCUCGCCACGGGCAUCAAGAGUCCUCUGCUGACGCAUCCACUGACUCUUCCCACGCACAACAGUCUCCUCCACUAUGGUGUCUUCAAUACCCACCAGACUCAAUCCCAAUCCCUUGUGCACACCACACAGGCCACGGCCAAUGCACUGCAGACCUAUUUCACCAGUCCGGCUCUGACCACAAGGACACCCUAUAAAUUCGAGAGCACGGGCAUUGUCAACUAUGGACUACGUAAUCCCUUCACGGCUCUCAAUCAGGGAGAGGCUUUCCCGCCCUCCAAGGCCACCAGGGACAACUAUCAACGCUCGUAUCUGGACACUCUGGUGCCGGGAAAUCUUCCAACUGCCACAGCAGCUGUCACAGCUCCAGCGGCCUACACAACUCGGCACAGUGGUUAUUACUAUCAUUAACACUUGAUGAAAUCUAUAAACUCAAUUUAUGUUAAACUCGAAAUUUUAUUGUAAAUAUAUUUUUAUUUAUUUUAA